Messenger RNA from Lachnellula hyalina, 1920 nucleotides. RefSeq names its product Extracellular metalloproteinase mep (gene mep). The coding region runs from base 1 to 1920 and encodes 639 amino acids. The record is from RefSeq and is a predicted model, not a curated record. The transcript has 4 exons. Lineage: Eukaryota; Fungi; Ascomycota; Leotiomycetes; Helotiales; Lachnaceae. Gene Ontology annotation, molecular function: metalloendopeptidase activity; zinc ion binding.
AUGCGUGUCAUUGCAGCUGCGUCAGCAGCAGCCUUCUUAGCAAGUCAAGCUUUCAGUCAUCCGACAUCUGCAACUCCUCGUCGCAGCCUAUCUAGAAGAGUUGUCGAUCUCAAUGCGUUUCGGCUGGACACCGUUGCUGAUUAUAGCAACUCGACUAGUACAGCCAAGACUAUCACCGCAUCUCCUCUGUUCAAAAGAGAAGACUAUGUGGAUGCUGCCACUGCGCAUGUUAAGACGGUUGCACCGGGUAAAGAAUUUCGUCUCGUUGAUGAUCACUACAUCGGGUCAAAUGGUAUCGCCCAUGUCAAUUUCAAGCAGACCGUACACGAGCUUGAUAUUGAUAAUGCCGACUUUAAUGUCAACAUCGCCAAGGAUGGCAGCGUAUUUUCCUAUGGAAGCUCUUUCUAUUCUGGAGCGACCCCCUCUGAAAAUCCUCUGGUAAAGAGAGCCCAGAUCGAUCCAGUUGCUGCCUUGAACGGUGUCUCGAAUGUUCUCGCUUUGCCCAUCACUGCCACUGAUGCGACUGCAAAGCCAGAAGCAUCCGCUGCUGAGCACUAUGUAAUUGAAGGAACCACUGGUGCUUACCAAGACCCUAAAGCACGCCUUGUCUACUUCCAGAAUUCGGAUAAUACCCUUUCUCUUACAUGGAGAGUGGAGACUGAUUUGAAUGACGACUGGCUUCUCUCCUAUGUAGAUGCAGACAGUGGUAGCAAAAUCUUGGGCGUGGUCAAUUAUGUUGCUGAAGCAUCUUAUCGGGUCUACCCUUGGGGAAUAAAUGACCCAUCAAAGGGGGACCGCGUCCUUGAGACCGACCCGUGGGAUACGAAUGCAUCAACUUUUACAUGGCAAAGCGAUGGAUCUACUACAUAUUCUGUUACAAGAGGUAAUAACGGAAUUGCGCAAGCGAACUAUGAGGGAGACGACGCAUAUCUCAAUGACUAUCGUCCAACCGCGACGAAGUCCAGUUUCGACUUCGACUUUAGCCUUUCUUGGACUAAUUUCAAGACCUAUUCUAAUUCAUCCGUCACACAAAUUUUCUACACUGCGAAUAUGUACCACGAUCUGCUAUAUGAUCUUGGCUUCAAUGAGGCUGCUGGCAACUUUGAGACCAACAAUGACGGCACGGGGGGCAUUGGAAGUGAUGCCGUGAUUCUGAAUUCCCAAGAUGGUUCUGGAACAAACAAUGCCAAUUUUGCUACUCCUCCAGAUGGACAAGCUGGACGAAUGAGAAUGUUCAUGUGGACAACCGCAACCCCGAACCGUGACUGCGCUUUUGAUGCAGGAGUGAUCAUCCACGAGUACACUCACGGUGUCUCGAACAGAUUGACAGGUGGUCCUGCGAAUGUCAAUUGCUUGAAUGUCUUGGAAGCUGGAGGUAUGGGAGAGGGUUGGGGUGACGCCAUGGCCAUUGUCAUCCAUACGAAGACGACUGAUACACGCGAUACGGACUACCCAAUGGGAGACUGGGUUGACAACAACCCCGCGGGCAUCAGAUCAUACCUAUAUUCGACCUCCCUGGACACAAACCCCUUGACUUACGAGAGCCUGAAUAGCUUGAAUGAGGUUCAUGCUAUCGGAACAGCUUGGGCAACCAUUAUCUACGAAAUCAUGUGGAACUUGGUAGACAAACAUGGCAUCACUGCUGAUCGCAGACCGACCUUUGAUGACAAUGGUGUCCCUACUGAUGGAAGAUUCUUGACUAUGAAAUUGGUCAUCGAUGGCAUGGCUCUACAGCCUUGCAGUCCGACGUUUAUUUCUGCUCGCGACGCAAUUAUCGACGCCGACAAGGCCCUCACGGGUGGUGACAAUGUUUGUGAGUUGUGGACAGCCUUUGCAAAACGUGGUGUCGGGGCCGACGCUACAAGGGGAACAUCGACUGGAAGAACAGAAAGCUAUGAUCUUCCGUCUGGGGUUUGCUAG